UAGCAGCUGUAUAUAAUUUGGCAAUUCGCACCAUUUCCCCUGACUCCAAUCCACCUGAACUGAACGCAGACGCAAUGGCUGCAACAAUGAACGCUGGAAGUUGCAUCCACUCCAGAAGCAACUGCUCUGCGCCUAUUUCAAAUUCCAAAGCUGGGACGCAGUUUUCCUCCCUGCCCCUUCACCAGCAGAGCACUGGGGUCGGAAUUAGAAUCAAUGGCGGUGGCGACGGCAGGGGACGGCGAAAUGGGAGAUUUUACACUGAAAAGGAGGGCUACGUGGGCGGGAGCUCCGUCCCAACCAUUUCAGCCAUCGCCAACCCGCAGGACUCUAAGGCGACGAUUCUUCGGAAAAUCCUAGAAUCGCCUGGGAUUUAUCUGGGCCCCGCCUGUUUCAAUGCUCUCAGUGCAAAGCUCGUCGAGAGAGCUGGCUUCAAUUUUGGCUUCACUACUGGGUUUGGAAUAUCGGCUGCUAAGUUGGGAUUGCCAGAUGUGGGGCUAAUUUCUUAUGGUGAGAUGGUGGCUCAAGGACAAGAAAUUACAGAAGCCGUUUCCAUACCCUUAAUUGGAGAUGGAGACAAUGGGUAUGGUAAUGCCAUGAACGUUAAGAGAACUGUCAAAGGGUAUAUUAGAGCGGGCUAUGCAGGAAUACUACUUGAAGAUCAGGUUUCUCCAAAAGCUUGUGGUCAUACACUUGGCAGGAAAGUUGUGUCCAGAGAGGAAGCAAUCCUGAGGAUAAAAGCUGCCGUUGAUGCUCGGACAGAGAGUGGAGCCGACAUUGUGAUUGUAGCACGUACUGAUUCACGUCAAGCAAUUUCCUUUGAAGAAUCACUUUGGAGGUCUCGGGCUUUUGCUGAUGCUGGAGCGGAUGUUUUGUUCAUUGAUGCCCUUGCAUCAAAGGAAGAGAUGAAAUCUUUCUGUGAAGUUUCUCCAAAGGUUCCAAAGAUGGCCAACAUGCUUGAAGGUGGAGGGAAAACGCCGAUACUCACACCAGUUGAACUUGAGGAUAUUGGUUUCAAAAUUGUGGCAUACCCGCUUUCCUUAUUAGGGGUAUCCAUCUGUGCAAUGCAGGAUGCAUUGACAGCAAUUAGAAGUGGUCGUUUGCCUUCACCUGGAAGCAUGCCAUCAUUUGAAGAAAUGAAAGAUAUACUCGGUUUUAAUGCCUAUUAUGAAGAAGAGAGGCGCUAUGCCACCAGCACCAGCCAGCCUUCUUCACAAAAAGGUUACACUCCAUCGGAGAACAGCGAACAAGAUGAUACUGAAGUGCGAAGUCAAAAACCACAAGAUCCAGUGGUUGAAGUAUUAACUCCUGAGGUGUAUAAUCCCUACGAUGGAGAUAGUUCAGGAGGAUCUUUCUCAGGGAUUUGGUCCCGAAAGUUGAGAGUUAAAAUUACAGGACGAGAUGGAUUUGAAAAACUUGACAUAAGAAUUCCUGCUGGAUUUUUGGAAGGAAUAAAAAAUAUAGUCCCAGCACUAGUGGGGGUGAACUUGAAAGCACUUUUGGAUGAUACGAGCUUUGAAGAGGGAGGGAAGCAGUUGUUAGAUUUCAAGGAUACAAUGGGAGACAGGAUUCAAGUGUUCUUGGAGUAGACACUAUAUUUUAUCUUUGAAAAGCUAAAGACUUUAUGGCCCAUUUUAGCUUCAGACUUUGAGACUGCCCUGCUAAUCUGCCAGAUUCAACUUGUACUCUAUUGAUAGUGAAGAAAUUAUGAAAUUCUUACUUAGAAUAAUGGUUGAUGGUGUGAUUGCUACUCUAAUAACUAAUUAGUUUAAUUCUUUCUUUAAAAAAUGGUAAUUGAAAAUCAA
This is a messenger RNA of Ipomoea nil (Japanese morning glory), 1802 nucleotides long. Its product is annotated as 2,3-dimethylmalate lyase-like. Lineage: Eukaryota; Viridiplantae; Streptophyta; Magnoliopsida; Solanales; Convolvulaceae. The record is from RefSeq and is a predicted model, not a curated record. Gene Ontology annotation, molecular function: catalytic activity. The transcript has 8 exons. Bases 75 to 1586 code for a protein of 503 amino acids.